Messenger RNA from Anopheles merus, 1673 nucleotides. RefSeq names its product zinc finger protein 2-like. The transcript is spliced from 3 exons. The coding region runs from base 359 to 1600 and encodes 413 amino acids. Lineage: Eukaryota; Metazoa; Arthropoda; Insecta; Diptera; Culicidae. Gene Ontology annotation, molecular function: zinc ion binding. Gene Ontology annotation, cellular component: nucleus. The record is from RefSeq and is a predicted model, not a curated record.
GCCAGAGAAUUGUGUUGUUUUGAUGCCGUGUUGUCAACAAACCGAAGCUCCCGUACAACAUGGCGAGGGUUUUUGACGUUCGGCCAUCGCUGCAUCUCGCUCGGUUUUCUCUACCCUUCCUUUACUUACCCACAGUGCUCGCGUUUCAAAAUGAGCGUCUGUAUCCCCCUCUCCCACUUCACCUUUAUCUCAUUCCAGCGCGUUUCUAUACACCUUGGUCGAUUUGGCCGUAAUGUCAAAAAGUGUUUGCUUGUAAACAAACAAAGCUUUGCAAAUUGGUGCAAAAUCCAAACAAUCCUCAUUCGCAAUUAGCUUCGCGAGCCGUUCUUCGAGCAGAAACGUACAUCUGCUCGCCCAGAUGGAGCAAUGUUGCCGAUUAUGCAUGGAUGCCAAUCCGAUGCUAACCAGCAUUGCCAACUAUCGGUUUCUGUCGGUGGAAAAGGCGUGUGCCGUCGCGCUGGCCGAUCUCAUUGAACAGUAUCUAGAGAUCAGUAUGAAUCAUUCCACAAUUGAGCCUUUGAUUUGUGGCGAAUGCUUGAAGCGGCUCGAAGAAUGGCAUUCGUUUCGCGAAAGCUGCCACCAGCACGAUCGUUACUUUCAGCAGCCGAACAUCAAAUUCGAAGAAGUGAUCACCAUCGAGCCGCGUUACGUGCUGGAACCGAUCGACUCAUUGGAGAGGCAGAAGCAAGACGAUAAAGCACAGCAAGAUGAUUGCAUGGUUGAAGAAGAGGAAGAAGGAUUGGAGCAGGAUGAGGAUGAGGAUGGCAUACAGAUGGCUUCGGAAUCGGAAACCUCUGACGUUGUGCCAAAAGAGCCAUCGAAACGGGACGUCCUGAAGAGUAAUGCAGACACCCGUCCUACCAUACGGAAGCAAGUUCACACACCACUCGCCACAAAGGGAAAGCGUGGACGCCCUAAAUCGUACCGGGAACGUGUGGAGUCGCCAAAAGCGGGCCAAAAGGAAGAGAGCGUGGAGCAGCCAAAGCACGAUCCACCCCAGCAUGCAGCCCGAAAGCAGCGACCCAUGCCAAAAAUCUGCACCAUAUGCGGGGUAGCGCGGACCGACAUGGCCGCCCAUAUGCGCUGGCACAACAACGAGCGCCCGUACCAGUGUCCGCACUGUCCGAAGAUAUUCCUGAACAGCUCCAAUCUGAAGAAUCACAUCAAUCUGCACACGCGCGAAAAGCUGUACAAGUGUGAUCUCUGUGAUAAGGAGUUUGCCAGCACGACCGGGCGCAGCAAGCAUCGGGAAAUACACGCGACGGAACGGGUACACCUUUGCACCGUCUGUGGCAAGCGGUUCAAGUACCGCGCAUCGCUGGCACGCCACAAGCUGAUCCAUUUCGAGGAACCGAAGCAGAAGUGCUCCGUGUGCGAUAUGAUGUUUCUAACGAAAACCCGUCUGACGAAACACUUUAUGGUGCACAUGAACGUAAAACCGUUCAGCUGCGAGGUUUGCGGGAAAGCGUUCAACCGGAAGGACAAUCUCAAAACGCACAUGAAAACGCAUGCGGCACAGAGGAAGCGGGAUAAAAAGCAAGAGCCAGCAGGACUUGUCGUGCCGCAACAGCAGCAGACGUCCGAAGAGAUUAUAAUAUGAAACCAGUUCAAGCAGAACAGAUGAAUAUUGCUCGAUUUAAAAGAAAAGGAAUAAACGAUAGGCUUUAAAUUUA